This is a messenger RNA of Debaryomyces tyrocola, 732 nucleotides long. The record is from the annotation of a GenBank genome assembly. Lineage: Eukaryota; Fungi; Ascomycota; Pichiomycetes; Serinales; Debaryomycetaceae.
AUGAAGUACGCUUACACAUUAUUGUCGAUUUUUGCAUUCAAUACAGCAUUAACGAUGGGAGCCAUGGGUGGUAAUGUUGGUGGUGGUGCAGCUGGAGGAAAUGCUCCACCUACUACUACUACUGCGGCAAAUCCAAUACCUGCUGGAGCCCAGACUGACACCACUGCUACCACUGCUGCAGCUGAUGCUGAUACUACUCCAGCAGCUGGAGCUGAUACUGCAACCACCAAGACUGGUACUACUGACACAGCCAAGACUGGAACUACUGAUACAGCCAAGACUGGUACUACUGAUACAGCCAAGACUGGUACUACUGAUACCGCAACCACCAAAACUGGAGCUACUACCCCAGCAGGUGCUGCGGGCGCUGAAUCGGCCACUGAUACCAAGGCUACGACAGCAACUACUCCAGCAGGUGCUGCUGCCACUGCUGCGACUGCUUCUGACGAUGAUACUGCUACUGCUGCUGCUGCUGGAGAUGAAGCAACUGAAGCCCCAACAAGUGCCAGUUUCGUUUCCCAUAGAGUUCUCCGUUCUACUGCUUCAAGCACAAAACAAAGUGAACCUACCAAUUCUGGUUCCGGUUCUGGUUCUGGUUCUAGUUCGAGCUCCAGCUCUAGUUCUGGUUCUUCUGAUUCUGGUGCAGGUUCCGUGAAGUUGAAUAAAUGCAACUUUUUUAUAGGCUUAAGUUUAGCCAUGUUCUUUGGGAGUGGUUUGACUAUCUUAGCUUGA